Talaromyces stipitatus ATCC 10500 is the source of this 2975-nucleotide messenger RNA. Its product is annotated as mitochondrial inner membrane protease subunit Imp2, putative. Gene Ontology annotation, biological process: mitochondrial respiratory chain complex assembly. Gene Ontology annotation, cellular component: mitochondrial inner membrane peptidase complex. The transcript is spliced from 2 exons. Gene Ontology annotation, molecular function: serine-type endopeptidase activity. Lineage: Eukaryota; Fungi; Ascomycota; Eurotiomycetes; Eurotiales; Trichocomaceae. The record is from RefSeq and is a predicted model, not a curated record. Bases 170 to 1039 code for a protein of 289 amino acids.
AAUCAACAAGACGAUACAAUUAUCAUGACUUUGAAAGAGAAUUGGUAAUUGACAGCAGAGAUUCUCGGCUUCCAUCAAAUUUCAUCAGGCCCAAUAUACGCAAUUCCGCGAGAUUAUUCUCCCAACAAUCUCCGCCAUCUCGGCCACCUCGGCCACCUCUCGGGCGAUAAUGGCAGAUUCGAAAGCAAAGCAGACAGCUGCACGAAUAACAUCCAAACUCCCCGGCACAAUUCAAUCCUCCUCUAAUCCCCGAGUGCUUUCUCGCUCUGAACUUAAGCACAGAGGCUCCCCCAAUAACAACAGAAACCCCUCUAUUGAUAUAUCCGACUUCACCGCCUAUAAAGAACGUCCGUCCACAUGGUCCUCAUUUCGAAGUCGAUUGCGCGCUCGCUAUGCUGCAUUACCGCCGUCAGUUCGAUGGACUGCUCGCGUGCUCCGUGUCAUUGCGCCGAUAGUUCCCAUUGGGAUAUUUUUCUCUGAACAUGUGCUGCAGAUCAUGUGGGUUUCGGGACCGUCGAUGACACCCUAUCUGAAUGAGAAUUAUGAGCAGACGCACACCGAGAGCGAUGUUAUUCUUGUGAAUUUGUGGCCUUGGGGAUCUAUGUGGCCGUGGAAUAUGACGAGGAGGUUGGAAAGGGGGAUGGUUGUUACGUUUCGUUCACCAGCAAAUCCCUCAAAUAUAGCCAUAAAACGUGUCAUCGCUUUACCAGGAGACCGCGUCACAACAAGAGAGCCUUGUCCUCGGCCGUCACAAAUCGUACCCUUCAACCACGUCUGGUUAGAAGGCGAUGCUGACGAUCCAAAAAAAUCCCUGGAUAGUAAUACAUAUGGCCCGGUGAGCAUCAAUCUGAUCACGGGCAGUGUGGUAGCGGUUCUUUAUCCACGAAUGAGACGCUUGAAAUGGUGGGAAUGGGAUCCGCCAGCUGAAGCAAAAUCAGGCUCUGAUACGCAAAAGGAAUUGGGGGAAGGGUAUAGAAGUUCGGUCAGGGAUAGAGUGGUUAAACAGGCCGUCAAGAUUGAGGUACCGGGGUUGGACUAGAGUGUUUCUUCGUGGGUCUGUUAUUUUGCAUUUAACCAUUGUAUAUAUAUAUAUUACAUGUAUUUUUGCAUGUUGAGUAUGAGAUACACUCGUACCGGGGUAUAAAUAUGUAUUACUAGACACUAGAGGUCGGACCUGUGAUCCUUAUGUAUAAAACAAUGAGAUACUUUCAACUCAUCAACACGUCUUCAUGUGAUGGGGUUGGCCGUGAUGUGAUAGCGACUCAGACAAUCCUCACAUCCUCACCUCUUUCUUCCUGUAAGCGGUUGAUCUCAGAUUCUAUGCAGAGCACCCAUCGAUCUCGCUCAAGACGGUUUCUAGCCUUGAAGACAACAGUUCGUCCAGGUACACCAAGUGCAGAGACUCGACGAAGCAUCCUAUUAGUCUUUCCCUCUCUCACUUCGGACGCUCGGAACAGACUCUUUCGCGUGGGAUGCCAGAUGACAAAACAGAUAGAUGUAUCUUCAUCUUGACUCGUCCAACCAUCUUGAGCAAGGUAGAUACGUGGUAAAGCGUGAUGGCCAGGGUAGUUGUUGUCGAAGGUCUGGUUGGUAUGUAGUAGAUCGUUCUCGGUCAGGAGUCCAGAGUAGAUAUAACAAUCUUGUAGGUCCAGUGUGGCUACCCGCUCCUGGUGGAUGUGUGGGAUUUCGACCCCGUUGAAUUUGCGAAGAGUAUCUUGGAAGAUCAAGAGCUGUCCAGAAGUGCAAAUGACCUGGCAGCGGUGGAAGGUUGAACGACGGCGAGGUUUUCGAUAGAGAUACCCGGACAUCUGGAAUAUGUGAGCUUGAAAGUAACAAUGUUAAUGUAGUGCGUCUUUGAGCUUACCUUGACCGGUCGACACUCCGACAAAUGGCACAUAUUGUAUAGAUGUGGUGACGCUUCUGCCCGCCUGACUUCCCAUUUACUAGCAAACUGACCAAAUAGGGAUUCCAUCCUUUCAUCAAUGCCCAGAUUCUCCAGGUUAUGUUGGCGGAUAGUUUUCAGCUCUCUAGCAUCGGCCUUUACUCGGGCUUUCCAGUAUUUGACUAGGCCUGUGAGACGCUUGAUCCAUUCAUUUCGUGUUUCGUAAUUGUAAGCCUUGAAGCGGACAACGAGGCCAUUCCCCAAAACGAGCUCGAACCUGUUUUCUUCUAUAUCACCGCCUGAAAUACGUCGACCUCCGGUGUUUUCAGAUCCAUUGGGAUCCCCAGAGACUCGGACACUGUCCACUUGGCAGAUAUCAAUAAGACCUUCUGCGUGCUGCAAGUUGGCGAUGUUGCGUCCAAACUGAGCGGUUGCUUCUUCGUCGUGCCGUCGCAGAAACUCUGCGUUACCACUAGCGAGCCAUGUGAUAUUUCCGCCUUGGACUGGGUAAGGAAGUAUAUCGUACUGCAAUGGAUUCCGUUCGGCAAUUUCCUCGUAUGACGGUAUAGAGGCAUCUGUAUAAUCAAGAUCCGGAGGAUGAGGAGGUAACGCUUUUGACGGCUUACAGAAGCACAAGAAUCGAUCCUGGCUAAAGUAGUAUUGUCGCUUGGAGAAUUCUCUACCCAGUCUUUGUUGCACACCUUUCUGCGAAGUGAGACGUAUGAGAAAGCCUUCAAUAGGGGCUGGCUCCUCUUCCUCUUCACCGUCUGUCCUUAUUGUCGAGGGAUAAUGAUGUUUCGGCCUGAGCUCUAGAUCAUGAGAAGUUUGCAUUGCAAUAGUCCCAUACAUCUGUGCUUCCUGGGCUCCAUAAAUCCAUUCUAGGCGGUCAAAUCGUUUCCAUGCUAAGCCCAUCUUUGAUGUCUUUGACCACCCCUCAAGCGCCUCGGACCAUUCGUUACGGCUUUUCAGUACAUUAAGGCAGUGAGCAACAAUCGUCCUAGCUAUUAAAGUCCCCCUUUCACCUGAGACUUCGUUACCAAGACGACUCUGUUCAAAAGGGUUCUUGAAGACUAGAGAGACAUUCAAAUCAGGC